AUGGAAUAAACAUCCUAAUCAACUUGGUCCUAAUAAUAAAUCCAGGAAAUUGCAGAUAGAGCAAGAGUAGCAGUAGAUAUUAAAGAUAGGAGGCACAGGUUCAACACCUAUAGCUAAUGUUUCAUCGGCAGAGAACUUGUCAAAUGGUUCUUGGUCAAUGGGCAUGCAAAGACUCAAGUGGAAGCUACUGAACUUGGACAACAAUUAGUAGAGCAUAAUUUGAUCCAACAUGUAUCAGAAGACAAGCCCUUUUAGAACGAGCCUAUCUUUUACAGGUUCACAGCCCAUCUCAAAGACGAGGGAAAUACUACUGAAAAUGAGUCCUGGCAUUCAGUAUUACCUAACCUUAAUGAAGAGAGAAUUGAAGGAAAGGAUCUUGAAAAAAUUGUUGGAGAAUAGACUGAUUUUCAUUAAAAGAAAGAGGGAGGGAUUCCUGAGAUGCUUUUCGAUAUCCAUAAUUGUGAUCUAUUUGAUCAAGUAAGACCAAUAAAAUGGGUUGAUCCUCAACAAAAAAACACAUAUGAUAUGUUGGUAAUAGGUGCAGGAGCAGGUGGUCUUGUAACAGCUGCUGGAUCUAAGGGUGUUGGUGCUAAGGUGGCAAUCAUUGAAAGGCAAUACAUGGGAGGAGAUUGCUUGGUGAAUGGAUGUGUCCCAUCUAAAGCCUUUUUAGCUGCUGCCAAUGUCGCUCACACAGUUAAAAAUUCAUCAGACUUUGGGAUUCAUAUUACUGGAGAUAUUAAGGUUGACUUUGGUAAGGUGAUGGAAAGAAUGAGAAGAAUCAGAGCAGAGAUUUCAGAAAAUGACUCAGCUCAAAGAUUCCAUAAAUUUUUGGGUGUUGAUACAUAUCUUGGAGAAGCUAAAUUCACAGGAAGAAACGAAGUUACCGUUAAUGGAUAAAAGCUUACCUUCCAAAAAUGUGCUAUUGCUACUGGCGGUAGACCAUAUGUUCCCUAAAUUGAAGGACUUGAUUAGAUUCAUUACUUAACUUCUGAAAAUGUCUUCAAUCUUACUCAAUAACCUAAAACAUUGGCUAUUAUUGGAAGUGGCCCUAUUGGUUGUGAACUUGGAUAAGGCUUCUAAAGACUUGGAACAUAAGUUCAUAUUAUUGAAAGAUCAUCAAAGUUCUUACCCAGAGAAGAUCCAGAUGCUGCACUUUUACUAUAGAAAUAGAUGAAGUUAGAUGGAGUUUAGUUUGACUUCUUUGCUAAUCCAACUAAAAUCGAGAUUCUUGAAGACUCAAAGCCUUUUCCUUAAAUCUAAAUCACUAUAGAAUAGCAAGGCUAAGUAAAACAACUUAUCGUUGAGGCUGUAUUAAUUGCUGCUGGGAGAAGACCUAACGUUGAGAAUAUGGGUCUAGAUGUUGCUGGAGUAGACUAUAAUGUUGAAGAUGGAGUGAGAGUUGACAACUUCUUAAAAACUUCAAAUGAUGAUGUGUUUGCAGUUGGAGACUGCUGUUCCAAGUAUUAAUUUACACACAAUUCAGAUACACAUGCAAGAUAUGUUGUGAGAAACGCUCUUUUCUAUGGCUAGAAUGAUAAGUCUCAAAUAAUAUUGCCUUGGUGCACCUAUACAGAGCCUGAAAUAGCUCAUGUUGGAAAAUACGCUAGAGAACUUGAACUAGAAGGAGUUAAGUUUGACACUUACUUCAAAUUUAUGGACAAAUUGGAUAGAGCAUUGUGUGAAGGUAAAUAUGGAACGAUGAAAAUCCAUACUGAAGCAGGUACUGACAAAAUACUUGGCGCUACACUUGUUGGAGGCUCAGCUGGUGAUAUGAUUUCCCAAAUCACUUCUGCUAUGUAUAAUGGAGUUGGACUAUCAAAGAUGGGAGCCUGUGUUUUCCCCUAUCCAACUUAUGCUGAGUCAUUCAAACAUCUUUCAGACUAAUAUAAUAGAAAGAAAUUAGCUCCAGCUGAAAGAAGUCUUGUUCCAGGACUCCUUGAAGUCAAACACAACCAAUGA
Stylonychia lemnae is the source of this 1959-nucleotide messenger RNA. The record is from the annotation of a GenBank genome assembly. NCBI's taxonomy places the organism in Eukaryota, Ciliophora, Spirotrichea, Sporadotrichida, Oxytrichidae.